AAUCUCACUCACUCUCUCUCUCUCUCUCUGCUCCAUUCCGCCCAUUGCGCGUCCUCUGUCUCUCUCUCUCGAGCUCUAGCCUCGAAACCCUAGAAAUCGAUCCGCUCCUUUCCGAAACCUAGGACUUGAUUAUUGUAAUCCUCUCUCUCACCUUCACAUCGUAGAUUUUCUUAGUUGAUCACUCAUCGGCGGCUCUCGCAAUUUCAAUCUUCUCCCGAUCCUUUCUUCCUCGAACAGUAAGGUAAUCUAGGCUUGGGGCUGUUGAAUCAGUGACAUUUGAGGGCUUUGUUGAAUUGAGGUGGUUUAUCAAGAUACGCUGGAUCUGUCUUGGCGUUUCGAUAGGGAGAGAUGGUUGGAGGUGGAAGCAGGAGGGACGAUGGGCCUUUGAAAAUUAGCAGCACCAACGUUUUUGCAGCGCUCGAGACUCUUAAGAAGAAGAAGAAAUCGAACAAGGAGUUGAAGAGCAAGGGAUCGUCCAAGAGCGGGGCGAAGGAAUCGGAGCCACAGGUGUUUUGGGCACCAACGCCACUGACGGCGAAAUCUUGGGCCGACGUUGAUGAUGACGAUGAUUACUUUGCGACCACAGCACCACCCCAGACUGUUUGGGGCUUGUCGGAGCAACAGCAGAACAAGGAAGCUGUGACAGCAGUAGAGGAGGAAAGUGAAAGUGAGGAAGAUGGCCUCGACGUCGGUGAUGAUGAUGUUGAGGAGGAACCUGAAAAUGAAACUGAGGUUGCUGUUGCAAAUGAACCAAAAAUGGAGAAACCUGUUCCGGUACCUCCCAAAGAUGCAGAACGGCAACUGUCAAAGAAGGAGCUUAAGAAAAAAGAAAUGGCAGAACUUGAUGCACUUCUACAUGAGCUUGGCAUUUCUGGCAAAGAUAGUGAUGUUGCACAAGAUGAGACAAAUGACAAGAAACAACAUGAGCAAAGUGGUGAUGGAGAGAAAAAUGAAAACACUGGUGCUCCUUCAGAAAGCAAAGCUUCAAAGAGGAAGAAGGCCAAAAAAGAAAAAUCUUCCAAGGACACCAAAGAACAAGAGGAACAGCUCGCAGAUCUCAAUAAUAACAAGAACUCAGGUGAGGCGGUGGCUGAACCUGAAGAGGAGGAUACAUCUGCAGUUGAUGUGAAGGAGAGGCUAAAGAAGGUGACUUCCACCAAGAAGAAAAAAUCGAACAAGGAGAUGGAUGCUGCUGCAAAAGCUGCUGCAGUCGAGGCAGCUGCAAGGAGUGCCAGGCUUGCUGCUGCAAAGAAGAAAGAGAAGAGCCACUACAAUCAACAACCAGCACGGUAAUGUUUGUUUUUCUUUUUUUUUGCAUGAGAAGCCCCGCAUAGGUCUAUAUCUGUUUCCCGAACUCCAAAAAUAAAUAUUGGGAUGCCUGUAGAUGACCUGAUCAUAUCCUCUUAUUCUCUUUCUGAUGUUCUUCAGGCGAUUCCAAUUUUUUUUUUAUCCUUGUGUGUCAUGUAACGAAUCAGUUUGGUAUUUUGAUGAUCAGAGUCAUGGACAUAUGGUAGCUUUAGUUUUUA
Musa acuminata subsp. malaccensis (wild Malaysian banana) is the source of this 1526-nucleotide messenger RNA. RefSeq lists its product as uncharacterized. The record is from RefSeq and is a predicted model, not a curated record. NCBI's taxonomy places the organism in Eukaryota, Viridiplantae, Streptophyta, Magnoliopsida, Zingiberales, Musaceae.